Messenger RNA from Medicago truncatula (barrel medic), 1304 nucleotides. RefSeq lists its product as uncharacterized. The coding region runs from base 333 to 1004 and encodes 223 amino acids. NCBI's taxonomy places the organism in Eukaryota, Viridiplantae, Streptophyta, Magnoliopsida, Fabales, Fabaceae. The record is from RefSeq and is a predicted model, not a curated record. The transcript is spliced from 6 exons.
UGUUGAGCGCAUGGCAGCUUGUGGUUGGCCUUGCUUGCGGGACAACAAACACACGAGAACUUGAGGUAAGCAUUGCCUUAACGCCACAACUACCACAAUCUUAGUUAAUAUCCACAAUUAUUGUGGUCCAUUCCCUUCAUUAUUCCACUGCUUGCUUCUUAUUAUCUCAAACUUAUAUUUAUAUCAUUGGAAUCAAUAUUAUUACUCUCUCUUCAGUCACAAUAUUGGAGCCUUCACCCAUACCCUACCCUCAGAAAAUAUUAACCAUAAUACAAAUAUUAAAAAAGCAUCAACUGAAUCUGUUCCUGCUUCUGUCUUUCACAGGACACACAAUGAACAUUAUGUCCACCCACCAGUGUGGUUGGCCCCUAAGAAUCCAGGAUCAUCCUGACAAAGGAAGUAUUAAUAAGGCUCAAUUUUCAGGAUAUCAUUCUCCCUCCAAAGGAUUAGACUUCCUUAAUGUUGCUCAACAUAAAUGUUGCAAUACUGCCAGAAAAUGUAGGCCUAUUUUUGCCAGUACAGCGAGUGACAAUAUGGAUCCCUAUGAUUCAGAUGAUAGUGACAAGAACAAAUCUCAGAAUAAUGAUGAAAUCAAAGGAAAAAAUGAUCAGGUGAAUAGUGACAGGCUCAGAGAAAGUCUCGAGAAAAUAGUCGGUACAGAUGAUUCGAGAUUUAGUGGAUUUGACCUUGCUACUCUUAUCAGGAACAAAUAUGGGAAAUCUUAUGAUGUCCAGUUGAUUAAGAAGGAAUUCAUGGGAAGAAAUUUCCUUGCUAUGAAUGUCAUGUGGAAGUACAUGGAGCAGAGAUCAUUCCCCUUGACCGAAGAAGAAUAUAUUUUGAGGCUCGAUGAUGUUGCAAACUCGUUAAAAUGUUGGGGAGCUGUCUCGCAUAUUCGGAACAGCCUAGCAAAGUCGAAAGAACGACCUCGGAUAGGGAAGGCCGUGAGCAUUUUUAUAGAUAUGGACGAGUCUGGUGCACGUGCAAACGAGUGGAUCUACAAGUAGAUUGCACUGAUGAACUGAAAUUCAUCUCAAAGGUGGUGUCUAUAGUCAGCAGCACCACCCUUUUUUUGGGAACUUCUUGGGGAUUUAUUAUACGUUUAUACUUGGAUCGUAACAAAAUCUACAGAAUCCUUCUAACAUUUCUAUUGAAAUCACUUCAAGGCAACUGUAUUUUUUGUUCUUCCUGACCUAUUUCUUCUGUUUGUUUACAGUAGUGGUGUAAAUUUGGAUUAAUAUAAGAAAAGCAUCCACAUUAAAUUUGGAUUCAUUGUGUUAUCCUAUUACUUGGGAAAAUUACUUGAA